This is a messenger RNA of Acromyrmex echinatior (Panamanian leafcutter ant), 2702 nucleotides long. It is a transcript of the gene PGAP5, whose product is annotated as Per1-like protein PGAP5. The record is from RefSeq and is a predicted model, not a curated record. Gene Ontology annotation, molecular function: hydrolase activity. NCBI's taxonomy places the organism in Eukaryota, Metazoa, Arthropoda, Insecta, Hymenoptera, Formicidae. Gene Ontology annotation, biological process: GPI anchor biosynthetic process.
UUUUGGCAACUAUUCGAUUUUUUUUCGCAUACUUCUUCACAAGUCUCGGAUCUCAAACAUACGCAUUUCUUUUCUGAUGGUCUUUCGAGACUUUCGUGAAGAGAAAUGCUGAUUUAUAAUUUUUUUCCGGUAAAAUUCUACUUUUACUGAACUAUUCUUGCUAUUCGAGUUUAUGAAGGAGAGGUAUACUAUAUAACGCGCAUGAAAAAUCGUAAACAAUUAAAUAUCUCGUAAACUGUUACGUUUUAACAUGAUUUAUAUUAUUCUGGAUUAAUGGGAGGAAUACAUUAUUACUACAAUUUAUUAAAAUUUAUGUUAUUUAGAAUGCCCUCCGCCCCUUAUUAAUGUCUAGGGCCGCCGAGCGGCCGAGAUUGCCGAGAAAGCAUUUUCGGUCGUUUGAAACAAGUGUGAGAAGGAGCUUGCUGUCUCGUUCACUCUCGGUGCGCCGCAAGCGAGCACACGGACAUGGGCUUGUGCUUAAGUGUGUGGCUACCGUUUCGCCAGCCGCCGUCUGAUUUUGUGUCGCCAUCGUUAACGCAGAGUUCUUGGCUGAUUAAUCAGGAGCCUUGAGCUCCGUCAGUAAUACAAUAGUUUUAUGUCAAUUACAUACAUGGUUUAGGUAGUGCACAGGCAGCCAAAAAAAUGACAUUGUCGGAACUAUAAAAUAAAGAUUCGUACUUUAAAAAUUUUUGCAUGAAUUUUGAAGUUUCAAGUUUCAAGGAUGUUGCAUCUCAGGGCCCUUCUCAAUGUGGGUUUAGCUUUAGUGUUUGUAUUAUUUUUCUGCGAAUAUCUCAUAUAUUACGUAGUGCUUAUACAGUGCGAAUGGCCCACUCUGGACCCUCGAAAGGAAGAUUCCUCUUUACAUGGAGAUACAGCAGACAAACCUGUCAAAGCUAUGUUUAUAGCGGAUACCCAUUUAUUAGGCUCCAAACAAGGCCACUGGUUUGAUAAACUUCGAAGAGAAUGGCAGAUGUACAGAGCAUUCCAAACAAUAAUGACAUUACACCAAAUGGAUGUAGUUUUCGUAUUAGGAGAUGUUUUCGACGAGGGCAAAUGGUGCGGCUCCGCAGAGUUCGAGUACUACAUAAAGAGAUUUCAUUCCCUAUUCUACGUGCCUAAAGACACGCGUAUCUAUGUCGUCGCUGGAAACCAUGAUAUGGGAUUUCAUUAUGCAAUUACGCCGUAUCGCAAUCAGCGUUUCAUUAACGGCAUGAAAAGCCCGAACGUGCGACGGCUGAGUCUAAGAGACAAUCACUUCGUGCUGAUCAACAGCAUGGCAUUAGAAGGAGACGGCUGUUUCUUGUGUCGACCAACCGAGAUCGCAGUGAAUAAAAUAGCUAGUGAGCUAUCACCUGUUCGUUUUUAUAUUGCACUCGGAGAAAAGCAUAAUGAUAGUAACAAAGAGGAUCUGAAAUGUGCGAGAAGAAUUGGUAACGAUUGUUACAAUGCCAGCGCGAUUUCCAGAUACAGCAGGCCCAUAUUACUGCAACAUUAUCCGAUGUAUCGAGAAUCAGAUGAGAUCUGCAACGAAUUGGAUCAGGCUCCCGAUGAGUUGAAGGCCAUCAAGUUCCGGGAACGUUGGGAAUGCUUGUCGAAAGAAGCGUCAGAGCAGCUUCUAGAUAUAUUGAAUCCGCGACUGAUCGUCGCCGGUCACACACAUCACGGCUGUAGGAGGAUACAUCGGGAUGACAUUCUGGAAUUCACGAUCUCGUCUUUCAGCUGGCGCAAUAAAGUCAACCCAUCUCUCCUGAUGGGUACUUUCACUCCCAGCAAUUAUUCCAUCUCCAAAUGCUACAUGCCCGUCGAAUCUACUGUGUGUGUUAUUUAUACAUGUAGUUUCCUAUGCAUACUGAUAUAUUUGAUUAUAAAACUCAGGCCGAGGCGGCAUGCAUACUCACGCUUGAGAAGAUGCCUUGACUAACUCUAUUACAAUACGUUCGAACGUGAACGAACGUAUAAUAAUUCUAUAUACAAUGCAGAUCCAUGGAGGGUGUAAUUAUCGAAUUUAGGACAUAUCUGUACACCUUUCGUACACGCCAUCACGUAUUAUUUACAACAGUAAUAGUAUAAAACACUUUGUGAUAUAUUGUAAAUUGUAACGAUGUCAAUAUCUCGAUGUACAUAAAUUUCUAUUAUGGAGAACUCGAGAUACAUUUACUAAAGGACUUUAUAUAUAAGUAUCAACGUAAAUGUGUUAUAAAAGAAAUGACAAGUCGAGUCUCAGCGGAACUGGGCGCGCGGAAGUUUGCGAUAACGCAUCCAAAAAUUGAAAAAUGAAAAUAUAUACUUGUACUGAAUGUAAAUAUUACAAACUAUAUUAUUAUUCAUUUACUGCGCUUGUUAUUAUAAUAAUGAUCGAUUGAGAUACUUGCGAUACUAUAUGUUGUGUUCUUACAUUAAAGAAAACGAUAACACUUUAGACUGGCUCAUUUUAUCGGCUAUAUAAUACUUUCGCACAUUGACUGUUACUAAUAUCACAUUACUUGAAUAUUUUUACAGAGUUCCUUGUCCUUCAACAAGGAUCAUUAUUGAUAUAGCCAACAUUCGUGGAACAGAUCAAUUAUUUUCUCGCGCGCGCGCGUGCGUGUGUGUGUGGUGUGUGUGUGUGUGCGCGCGCGUGCGCGUGUAUGUGAAAUUAUAAGUACUUACGGAAGAAAUCUAAAAAUCAUAUAAAUAAAAUAGAUUUUUACACUGGUACUCUA